Phaeodactylum tricornutum CCAP 1055/1 is the source of this 1279-nucleotide messenger RNA. RefSeq lists its product with no specific name. Bases 80 to 1279 code for a protein of 399 amino acids. Gene Ontology annotation, molecular function: protein heterodimerization activity. The transcript has a single exon. The record is from RefSeq and is a predicted model, not a curated record. NCBI's taxonomy places the organism in Eukaryota, Bacillariophyta, Bacillariophyceae, Surirellales, Neidiaceae.
CGACUCCACUCCCAUAGUCUAGCUGACAAGACCUGUGGAAGGACGCAAAAGCAAUCCAUUUGAACAGUCAAUUACGAUUAUGGAUGAAAUAGCGCGGGAUGAGGUGUAUUGCCAUUUAACGGCACGCCGCGCAGUCGCUCGAGCAGCCUUGCAUCUGGGCAUCGACACCAUGUCACAGGAGGCCUUGGACACAACGGGCGAUGUGCUGUUAGCUUAUCUGGAACGCAUCGGAAAAAUCCUUGCGGUAUCAGUGGAAGCAUCCGGACGUUCCAGUGCGCACUGUCACGCGUUGGAUUGCAUUCGGGCCGUCGAGGCCUGUACGGAGGCCGCCGUCCAACGAAUUCACGUCGAUUCGCGACCGCACAGUGGCGACGACGUAGCGCACACGAACACGGCCAAAUCUCCCACGGAGCAGCUGUCUUGGAAAGGUCUAGCAGAAUUUUGUUUCGGGCCGGAUUGGCACCUGUCAGACCAGCAACGGCAAGGUUCUCGCGGCCAGGGCGGGGCCGGUGGGAAAGUGGGUCCUUCGGCUACCGGUAACGAUACGAGCACCAACCGUGGAUGGAACGCUCCGUUUCCGGACGAAAUUCCGGAUUUCCCUUUGGCUUCCGCAACUACCGCCAAUCCGCACACACUGUCCUCGUCCGUAUCCAAAGGCUUUCAUCGACCUGAUCUUUCGGACAACGAUGGAUCUCCGAUGAUUCGACCCAAGGAUGAUAUUCCCGACUCAGUGUUUACCGGACGGUGGGGGAGUUUGGACGAGCCGAUCACAUUUGCAGCAGACACGUCAAUGAAUAGUAAAAAACGUAAAAUACGGGACGACGAAUUGGAUCCGGAAGGUUCACUGAAAAAGGCCAAGGACAACCAGGGCCAAGGACGACUGCGGGACACCUUCUCGUCGGAAGAUUCUGGAACGCCCUUAUACAUUCCCUCAUUCUUUCCACCCUUUCCACAAAGUGCGAGUGGAGCAUCACGCAUCGUUGUGGAUACCGAAGCUGCACCACAUCAACCUCUCCCGGCGAUCGAGGCGGCGUCUCCGCCAGCUCCGACGGAGCCAUUGACGAACGUGCGUUCGGCGCUGAUCCAGUUGGGACGUCAUCAGUACUGGGGCUCGGGAUGGGAUGAGACACUCCGGAAUGUCGGAGAUCUCGCGGUACCGUCCGGUCCGGCGGAAGCAGGAACCGCAUCGCAGCAGAUUGUUCCGUUGGGACGGGCGAGCGGAUCUCGGGUCGCGCGCAUCCUGGAGGGCAGCAUGGAGCCCAUGGUUCCGAUCGGCUAG